GCAACGCCCCUCGUUAGGGACAGAGCGGAAGGAGUGAGUGAGCGUGUGAGUGUGUGCGAAAGAACGAGGAAAAAAAGAGUGUGGGCAGACGGUGUGCCGGGAGAAAGACAGCCAAGUUUGGAAGUGACCGAAACCAGAAUUUUGGUUGAGUUUUCGAGACUAGAACGAGGCUCCAUUCAAAGCGAUCGGCGCGCGCCAGUUUCCCUCCCUGAUACUGAGUGAUCGGAGCGGCUAGAAUAGAAGCGGCACAUUGCUCUGAUGAUCAUGACGGCAGCUGUCGAUAUGAAGCCGACGUUGACAAUCAUAAAGGCUGAAAAGAUGGACGAUCCGGAGUGUGGAGAUGUUCCGCUGCUAACUCCCGGAAGUAAAGAGAUGAUGUCCCAAGCUCUAAAGGCUACCUUCAGUGGAUUCACCAAAGAACAGCAGCGACUGGGUAUUCCCAAAGACCCCAGACAAUGGACGGAAAGCCACGUAGUGGCGUGGCUAACGUGGACUGUGAACGAGUUCAGUCUGAAGAACGUCGACUUUGAUAGAUUCUGCAUGAAUGGCGGCAGCCUGUGCGCCAUGGGCAAGGAGCGCUUCCUGGACUUAGCGCCUGAUUUUGUUGGCGACAUCCUUUGGGAGCAUUUAGAAAUGCUUCAAAAAGAAGACACAAAGCAUUACCCCAACAACGGACUGACCUCCAACUUCCAGGAAUCCCGGUAUACCUCAGACUACUUUGUCAGCUAUGGCGUCGAGCAUGCCCAGUGCGUUCCCCCCUCUGAAUACUCGGAGCCCAGCUUCAUCACAGAGUCCUACCAGACGCUUCAUCCCAUCAGCUCAGAGGAAUUACUGACACUCAAGUACGAGAGCGAAUACCCCGCUGUCAUCCUACGGGACACGCCCCUCAACCCCCUGCAGGGUGACUACUUCUCUGUCAAACAGGAGGUGGUAUCCCCUGACAACAUGUGUGUGGGACGUCUGAGCAGAGGUAAGCUGGGCGGCCAGGACUCUUUUGAGAGCAUCGAGAGCUUUGAAAGCUGCGACCGCCUGACGCAGUCCUGGAGCAGUCAGUCGUCGUUCAGCAGUCUACAGCGGGUACCUUCGUAUGACAGUUUCGACUCGGAGGAUUACCCCACGGCGUUGCACGGCCACAAGCCCAAGGGCACCUUUAAAGACUACGUGAGGGAACGUUCGGACCUCAGCAAAGACAAACCCGUCAUUCCGGCGGCGGCACUUGCAGGAUACACAGGCACAGGCCCCAUCCAGCUGUGGCAGUUUCUCCUGGAGCUGCUGACCGAUAAGUCUUGCCAGUCCUUCAUCAGCUGGACAGGCGACGGCUGGGAGUUCAAGCUUUCCGACCCAGAUGAGGUGGCACGCAGGUGGGGAAAGAGGAAAAACAAGCCCAAGAUGAACUACGAGAAGCUGAGCCGCGGCCUGCGCUACUAUUACGAUAAGAACAUCAUCCACAAGACGUCAGGGAAGCGCUACGUGUACCGCUUUGUUUGUGACUUAAAAAGCUUGCUGGGCUACACUCCCGAGGAGCUGCACGCCAUGUUGGACGUAAAGCCAGACGCGGACGAGUGAAAGUCCGCGGGAACAUAAGCAAGACAAUGAAGCCACCUGGACUGGCACUCAUUAAGUGAGCUUAACAAACAUUUAUUGGGGGGGAGGGGGCGAAAAUGUGUUUAAUGACUAACUGGUUUUGUCGUCGUAGUGCUCUUGGAUGAGGUUUUAACAGGAUACAAAGCCAAAAUUGCAUUGGAGGUGUGAUUGUAUAUAUUCUGCGAGUAUUUUUUUGCAGAUGUAGGUUGCACCGUGCUGGUGGAGCACAGGACAAGAGGACCAAGACAGGCAACUGUUCAUUUUGUUUUUUUUUCCCAGCUUGGACCAAAAAAAAAAAAAAGCGUCAAUAUGAUUAAGUAUUAUUUCACUGAUGCUGACAGCAGCCAAUGCAACCCCAUCAGUAGGCAUAUAAAGUACAUUGUAAAAUGUAUCAACAAUGAAGGUAAAAAAAAAAAAACAGCGGAACCAAACAAGUCUAGCUGUCGAAAACCUUUGAGAAGUUUGCUGACGGGAUUGCAUGGCGUGAGACUCAUACCAAGAGUGUCUGUGAGACGACUGAAAGUAACCGUUGCUUAUGAAACUUUUUUUGGGGUGUGCUUUCCUGUAUUGACUGAAAUUCUUGAGGUUGUUUUUUUGUUUUUGGUUUUUUUUUUGUGCAAAUACCAGCAGUAUUAGCAAACGUUAGACAAUCAUUGCGGGGAAAUCUAUGGUUGUUUUAAAGUAUAUAUUAAAAAAAAAAAUGUCUGUUCACUGUCGUUUUCAGCAGUGUUUGAUUAGUCGUCACAGGUAAUGUGUAGUUGAGGGACGAAUGCUCGGAAUGUCUGAAGGCAGAUCGAGGAAUCGAGGAUGGAGUGUUGAGUUUGGAAAGGGUCGAUUAGAGAGAAAGAAAGCUGCAAGUGGUGGAUGGGGAGAAGGUGAAGGAAAUCAUGCUCUCAUGAGAAUUUAGUUGGAUUCAAAGUGAAUCGCGCUCCACAAACAAAAUUCUUUUUUUUUUAUGGGCCAUGUUAUUUUCAUUAAUGUAAUCCAGCUCCACAUUUCCUGUUACGUCUUUUUGAUUCACAUUUCUUACCAAACAUUUUGUCUGUAGUUUAUCUGUCAAGUACAAAUUGGCAUUUCAUUUCAUUUCAUUUUGACUCCAAGGAAACUGAAUGUUGUUAUUUUUUUCUAAGUGUCUGGUUGUGGUAUAUGUAUAUAUUUCCUGUAUGGAAUUAUUAGUGACAGUGAUAAAAUAUUUAUUGUUUUUUUUUUUUUUUUCCACACAAUCCGCUGUAUCUCGGAAUGUUCUGGAUCCCGUUGUUUGAUGCCUCGCUUUUGCCUCAAUUGCAUCACGAUGCGAAUCAUCCACAACCAAUUGCACGCAAUCACUCCUAAAUAACAAGAAGUUAUUUAUUGUUAUGCCCAUCUCUAAAUUUCUUAUGGCACAGUUUACGGUGUUUUGCUCUAACUGGACCCCAAAAUUAUAUCUAUUAUUUUCCGGAGUACCCCCUAAAAUAUGAAUUUCACUGGAUUGCGGGGCAUUACUUUUGAUGGGAAAUGCCACUAAAUUCUCAUGAGAACAUGCUCAGGAAAAUAUGUGGAAACUCUUGAGAAUGAGAAUUGAGAUGAGUUGAAGUUAGAGGGAGCAUAUGAUUCCAUCCACGUAUGUUUGCGCAUUAGGAUUCACUGGUUGCAGAUGAGUUUGGCAAAUGGGCUGUACACUGGCUUUUAUGGGAAAUGCCAAAGUUGAGCAUCAUCUUAUAAAUACAAUGUUAUUGUUUACAGUAGCUGAAUGUUACCCAUAUUGAUGAAAAUAGCUUUGGAUAUGUCUAUUUGUACAGAUUGUGUUUCAUCAUGCGCCACAGAGAUGUGGAUUAGGCAAAUAAGCAAGCGACAAAGCCGGAAUAACAACCAAAAGCUUUGUGAGGUCUUUGGACCCCCAAUUUUGUGUAUGGACCCAAAAGUUGGGAAGACGAUGAGCGUGAUUCUCUCACAGUUUUGGAAAUGGAAAGGCACACGCGGCUUGAGCACAAAGACUCAUGUAUAAUUUAGCUUCUCGUGGUCUCCCACUGACUUUACAAGUGACGUUUCAUUGGGAAGAUGUUUGUCCAGCCAUCUUAAUCUGUAGCACGGACUCCACCGAUUUGACCUUUAAGUGUUUGGUUAACAACAGCUACACUGUUAUUCCUCCCCCUCCUACAUGUUUAAAACACUGUUUUUAUAUCGCCUCCCAUUUUAAAGAAGCGGAACUUGGCGCUGACAAAUUAUUAUUAUUUUUUAUUUUUUUGCAGAAUGGAGUUGGCUUUUUUUAGUUCCAGGUGCUGGGGGUAAACCUGAUGAUAUUUUCACAAUUAUUUCAGAGCAAUUUCUACUUUCACAGAUCUACUGUAUGUCUUAAAAGAACGUUAGCUGGUAAAUACCCUCAGUUUGUGGCAUAUGCAUAUCGCCCAUUAAAAAAAAAAAGGAUUCAGAAGGAAAACCUUUUUGUUUUCAUGUUGUUUUUUUUGUAUAUUUUAUAUUUUUGUUAUGAGAUGCUUUUUUAUUGUAUUUAGUUCACAAACAUUUGAAUAUUUUUUCAAUAAUUUAUAUUUUAUAUAUAAAAAAAGGAUUUGCAGACAUCUGGUGCUUUCAUGGGAUAUUAAAGGUAGCACAGGAUUGAACAAUGUAGCGUUUUCUUUUUUCUUGUUUUUUUUUUUUUUUUUUUU
Molecule: messenger RNA, 4226 nt
Organism: Hippocampus comes (tiger tail seahorse)
Lineage: Eukaryota; Metazoa; Chordata; Actinopteri; Syngnathiformes; Syngnathidae
Gene: ets1
Product: v-ets avian erythroblastosis virus E26 oncogene homolog 1
Exons: 8
Coding region: 259-1566 (435 amino acids)
Biological process (GO): regulation of transcription by RNA polymerase II; cell differentiation
Cellular component (GO): nucleus
Molecular function (GO): sequence-specific DNA binding; DNA-binding transcription factor activity, RNA polymerase II-specific
Source: RefSeq, a predicted model, not a curated record